AAAUAAAAGGGUCUGAAACGAGGCUGACUGUUGAGUAAUAGCUCGAAGGGAUUCAGCUACUUAAGCUGCAGGGAGACUGAAUACCGGAUUAAAUCAUAAAAAUUCAUUUCUCUUGCAAGGUAAGGUGACUGAAAACCUCCCUCAAAACUCCUUUUCUUAAUCUAAGUAAAAGAAAAACUCCAAAAAUUCAAGGCAUACGAAACUGGCGGAAAUCGAUAUUUAGGUGUUAGAGACUGAUAUGAGUGCUAAAUUAACAGAAAACAAACUAUAGCCGUGCAGUGAAAGAGUAAAAGAGAAUGUUUCUGCACGGUAAACUUACCCAAUUUGUAAACGUUCUUUGCGGAGCAUACAAAGGGGCAAAAGCAGAAACUUCCAUACAAAGUAUCGUUUGGUCAGGCAACAAACUUACUGAGGAAAAUACUGGGCGAAGUAUCGCUACUGUUAAAGAGAAGGGGAGUUUUUAAAAAAAGGGAAUUAGUAACAAACACUGUAAAAUGCAAAGAACUAAAUCCAUUUGGAGUGUACGAGUUUAGGGUGAUUAGAGGGAAGAGCCCAAUUAUGGCAAGAAAUAGCAGCAAUACUCAGGUCUGGAAUAAAUGUUAACCGCUUCCGGCCUUGAGAAAGGCCUUGAGAACUGAAUUGAGAGCGAACAUUUUUUUAGUGUCCUAAAACCGUUUUUUUAGGGCGACAUGUUUAAGAGCACCAACAACGAAGGCGUCGCGUCGUACUAAAAUGCCAGGGUUUACACAUUAAAAUGUAAUGGAAAGAAAUUUGAUUUAUUUCCCUGUAGUACUAAUACUUAAAGCACUUCGCAUAUUAAUCAGCGGUUUAUUUGGCCCUCUUUUCCUUUCUUACAAUCAAACCUGGGCUUGUGUUUGAAGACUGUUGAUUUGGAAUUAUGAGAUAUAAAGCCCCCCUAACCCUCCCUCCCCCCCAAUAAAAAGGACAAACGAAUGUCCAGAUCCUCUCGAUCGGAUCUCGAGGUUGACCAAUAAGAUAAAACGACGAAAGGAUUGAAAUCACCUCUUUUUUAAAUGUCAACAUCAAAUCUUAGAGCCGUUUCUCCAAGAUAUUGAAAAUUCAGGAUAACUGAGGAAGACAAACCUAAACAAUUAUAGAAGCAUAUGGUUUUCAGUUUUCAUUCCUGAUCAGUUUCUUUCCCAUAUCUUAUAUUUAGAGGACUGAACACACACAGACAAGCUUGAAGUGUUAUGGCGGUAAGUUGAAUAUGAUAUGUUCUCUGAUUCAGGAAUCCAGAGUCUUGCCACAAAAAGGUUAAGUUGUAUUAGGUUGCUUGCCUUUUUUUUUCAGUUUUUUACUCUUUGAUUCACGUGUGUUCGGUUUCGGUGAUGAACGGUAUAUUUUAUAUACGCAUAAUAUUGAUAUUACUAGUAAGAACCUGGUGGUUUAAGCUGUCAGACAUUUGCUAUUUUAACAACCAAAAUACUAAGUUAAAAACAUUUUAUGAGCUGUACCUGUUUAGCCAAGCAAGAUCAAGCAAGCUCUUUUUUGUGGCAUACAGUCAAAUUAUGACAAACAUUUUAACCACGAAGUUUGACUUUGAGAUUGGAAAUUUUAUAGCAGUCUUAUAUUUCCUUCACAGAAAAUAGAAACCGAAUUUAAGAAUUAAUCUUCUUGGGCUGAAUUGGGAAUCACUACUUAAAAAUACAGGAACCUAUUUCGCCAGAAGUCCAAAAAUGCAAGUUCUUACACGUGGGAAGGGAUUUUAUUGUAAUAAACGUAACGGGGAAGUCAUACAUGACUUUUUGCCAAUUAUUAUGGUACCAGAUGCCUUGUUGAUGAACGCUUGAUUGACAGGCGUUCGAAAGCGGAGUAGAGAAUUCGGGUGCACAGGAAACGUACCGCUUGCAUGUAUACUUGCUCACCCUAUCCCAUAGGCUAGUCUUUUUUUACUUAAUAUCGCUCCCCUCCAGCUCGCUUUAUGACUCCUUUCUGCCGUGAAACUCGCGAGGAAGACUUUUGGAAUGCAUUGUGCUCCAAAUGUGAGAACGCACGUUUGUUGGGAAGAGGCACACAUCGGCGACUUUGAUAAGAUUCAUGCACGUAUUCGUAAGAUUGAAACAGUUCGAUAACGUGACUCGUAAAUCUUUUCAGUUGACUUAGUCAUUACGCUAAUCAUACGGAGUAACAGAGGUUUUAUAUAUUUUGCAUUCAGUUGAUUGACAAGUUGCUACGUGAAUUCGCGAAGGAAAAUUUUGGUGAUCACGAAGGAAGCUAUUUCCCUGUUGUCCAUGGCCGAACCCAAGAUAUAAAGUUACUUACGCUUGUAGUAAAGAAACCUACCACAUCCGAUCGAGAAUGUGGAGGCAAACCGCAGAGGUACACCGUUCUUACGGAAUUAGGAAGGUACGCAGCUGAGGAAAACGCUGAAGAAUUUGAGGCCAUUAUGAAGAAACACAUCGUAAAAGAAGACUGCGGGGUAUUACAAGAGGGUGAAAAUGAAGAUGAUAAAGGAGCUGGAAGGUAAAUAUUAAAUUGACAGUAAUGAAACAUUACGCAUGGUUUAUAUAAAAAAAAACGUUUUUAUGCUCUGAUCAGAUUUGGGGUACCUUGCGAGUUGAUCAGUCUACUUCGUUCUUCUUAGAUAACUCGGUAGGAAAGGUCAAAGCGACUGUGUUAUCCAAAAAAAAAUACUCAAUGUAAAAUCUGAGAAACUGAAAUCACUACUAGGUUACUGCAAUGAAAAGAAAUAUUGUAGAAACUAUCUGGUCCACUGACAGAAAUAUCACCUCUCUUGAUAAUCUCCGCCCAUUCAAGGAAUUUUCGGUUAUUUCUUUUUUACCCAGUAGUGCAGUACUAACCAGUUUUUCAUGUUUCACCAGCCUCUAAAAUCUCACGCGAAUACUAAUUUGAGUUCUUUAAUUCAGCUCGGUAGAAAUUGGGGGAGACGCUGAUAAUUUUGGCAGGAAAGGGAUCACGAUAAGUGAAGAUCUGGGAUCCCUAGUGUUGGGAAGAAUUGAUCAGGAAUACAUACGUGAUCCGGACCUACGUGAAAUAUUGGCUAAAACAGAUAUAGACAACGAAAAAACAGGUGCUUUCGAAGGCCAACAACUGAGCUUGAUAAUCUCAGUAAUUUUCAGUGAGCGAUUUGAAGUUAAAGGCAAGAGAAGGAACAAGGUAUUUUACUGUCGGAAAACUAUUUCAUAGUAGUAAAGUAGUGAUGAAAUUAAUACGGUAACCUUUUUGCGUAGAAAUCUCAUUAUCUUACGCAAAACAUCAAGGACAAAGUUAAUUUCAUAGGCGUUUGUCUUUUCUCUAAUGAAUAAAUGCGGGAUCGACAGAGAGUCAAUAAUGCGUAGGUGUUCAUGUAUUAUUGCACAAGUCAAUGAGAUAGCUGCGCAAAAGCGGUUAAUUUCAUCACUACUAUACCACUUUCAAUCAUAUCUGAUAUUAAAGUGAUGAAUAAGGGAGAAGAGAAAAGGAGACGAUUUCUAACAAAAUAAAAGUGUAUACACAAAACUACUUUGUGUUUAAUUUCAUUUUUACUUAUAAAUAAGCGAUCUUGCACGUUCUUGAAGCUACAAGUUUCUUUUCUUGUGAUGGGCUGUACUGUUGUAGAUUGAGUAUGGCAGAGUGUGAAUUACGGUGGUCUCUUGAUAAGAAAUAAAAGUUUAAGAUCCGGAAAGAUGCAUUACUAUAGCCAAAAAGUAAUCCUCAGUUUACAUUAAUGCCUCCAUUCGGUGGACAAAGUACUACUCUAUCUACUUAUUUGAACAUUGGUUUUGAAGAUGGAAGGAGAGGCAGAAGUAAAUCCUCCAGGGGUGAAAGAAACAUGCAAGACGAUUGAAAUUCCUCCAAAUAUAGCAACGAGGCCGAACUCUCGAGGACCAAUCCUGUUCAAGUGCUGCCGCGUUGUAUAUAACAAGGAAACAAAUCGGUUGGAACUCUCCGAUGAAGAGGUUGUUGGAAAAGAUUUUCUAAGAUGUAAAGAGGACGAGGAGGACGAUGAGAUCGAUAACAGUAAGAUCAUAUACAUAAAUAUAUACAUAUAUUUUAUAUAUAUAUAUAUAGAAAGGAAGGGGAUCGAGGGAUGACGCAGUGGUGAGAGCACCCAUCUUUCACCAAUGUGACCCGAGUUUAAAUCUCGGCAUCGUAGCCAUAUGAGGUUCUCUCCUUUGCUCCAAGACGUUUUUCCUUGGUACAUAUACUCCGGCUUUCCCCUCUCUGGAUCGAAAACCAACAUUUCCAAAGUCCAAUUGCACCAGGAAUGUGGAUGUGCUACCUGUAAAUCGUUUUUUAUUGUCGAUUUAUUGAUUUAUUUAAUAAAAAAGUAGAAAAUGGAAGUCAUUACUUUGAUUUGACCGCUGUUGUAGCUCUUCAGCCUAAGUAUAGCGUGUUUAUCGACGUAAUUUGAUUGUAUAAUUGCACAGAUAGAUUGAAUUUAAUUAUAUAAUGCUUGCGAACAAUUAGUUAGGUUAAUCUAUUAAGUGCUGGCUUAUACCUCAAAAUGUAAUUAGAAAACUAUCUUUAGGUGCAGAUUCUUAAACAUAUAAGAAAACGUAUGACAUGGAAAGCAUUUAAAACAUUUUUGAGUUUGUAACGGGAUAAAGCUUUAAAUCACGACCUGAGGAAUAAUUCUGAAAUAUUUUCUUUAUGUUGUAGAUGAAUUUUGGGGAACAGUGCACAUUGUAGCUAGAGUCCGAGGAAUAAUUCCGAAAUAUUUUGUUCUUAUUAUAGAUGGGUUUGGGGCACAGUGUACAGUGUAGCUAGAGUUGCCUCACCUUUAUUUUCUUUCCACAAGGUUGGGAGAUUUGUGUUUUGUUCAAGAUAAGGCGUAGCAAUAUAAAUUUUUGACAGUUGUAUUAAAAUGAUAUCUUCUAAAUUCAUCCAACAGGUUUGUCUGAGAAAAAUGAAACUGGAACAAACGGGGCUGCGCAGGACGAGCCUUUGAAGUCAAGUGACUGACUUUGCUACCAUCUUGAAGCAAUUUUAUGAUCGCAUCUCGAGUCUAACAUGUAUCUGUGAGGUGCGAUCGGGGUUUAAAAUAGUACUGUAAACGUAAAAAUAACAUAUGUUUUUUCUUUUUACUUUACUUUCAAUCCCGGUCAUAAUUACUUGAAACUUUUAAGGAAACACAUGAGAGAGGGUACACGUGUUGCUUCUAUCUCCUUCCCCUAAUAACACAGAUGGAAAGAUGGAGGGAGUGGGAAGGGGCGUGGGGAGGGGGGGAGGGUGAGGUUAGGGGGAGAGAUCUGUAAGGUAGCCUUCCAGCAAUUAUGAUUAUGACCGAGAUUGUGUCUGCUGAUGUUCAAUUUAUAAGAUAUGACAAUUGCAGAUGUUUGUAAAACGUUUAAAUCUCGUGAAUGUCUCUCACGGCUGUUGCAUACUUAAACAUUAGUGCCACUAGUACUAAGAGAUUCAAAGUUGCGUCAAACCAUCACGAAAAUGAAAGAUUUCUUAUUUGCGUAUGAUAGAGUCGUUUAGAUUUGUUGAGCGUGUCUAAGUGUAGCAUAAUCGUUGCUAGUGAUUAAGAAAUUUUCGUUAUUAAACCACACUCAUGGCUUGUCGAUACGUACUAUUGUUUCAUUAUGGCGAUGACUGGUCGUUUGCUUUCACUCACCUAAGAAUCACCUGAUUAGAAGUCAUGUGAAUUAAUGAGGAUCGUAGAGCGCUUAAUAGUGAACUUACUCAAGAGAACGGCGGAGUAAAGAAGACAGCAAACCGUGUGUGACAAGCGUCGAAUGGUUUUGUUUCAAAACGCUCUUCGCCAAAUUUCCCCGUUUUUUAAACAGAUGUUUUGUUUGUGAACAUCACGACGGGUGUCAGUAAAACGAGGGGUCGGGGUCGGUGUCGGCGCCACCCUAACUUUAACCCUCACCUUAAAACAGCAUUAUUUAAAAAAAGAUAGAUCCUGUCCCCGACCCCGGCCCGACCCCGAGUUUUUCUGACACCCGAUUACGACAAAGACGUACGUUAUAGCCCUGCCACUUUUGUCACGCCCGAAAGUUUUCCGUUCUCUUCCAUUCUGCCAUCCUGUCAAGUAAGCUCGCUAAUGCCCGAUGUUGGCAAGUAGGAACGGCGAGGUCAUAAUGGUUUAUGAAUUAUGUUUUGGUUUUUCUAUUUUUUAAAUUGUAACUGUAGAAAUUGCAGAAUUACAAAGUAAGUAGAAUAGGUGCAGUAUUAGUUUUUUUCUAAUCAGAACAUCCAGCGGUAACUAUAAUGUAUUUGGAGAUUAAAAGAUUUCAUCGCCAUUGACAUUGCCUCACGUGAUUAUCGUACUGUCUUUUCAUUGCGAAAUAUACUGUCAAUCUUUUGUAAGUCCUUCUUGGGUACACCCAUUCUGACCCUUUGAAUUCUGACUACACCCAGUAAUAAAGGCAAUCGCAGCCAUUAAUUUUGCCCUAAUUAAGCGAAUAUUGGUUCCAGAAUAUGGAAAAUUUUCCUUGUGGAAUCCUGAAUCCUAGGCUUUUGAAUCCGGAAUACAACUCAAGGAACCCGGAAUUCAAGUUCCAAUGACAAGGACCGGAAAUCCGUAUCUAGCAUCCAGAAUCCACAGCUUGGAAUUCAGAAUUCAAGACUGACUUGGAUUCCCUUACAACAAAUUGGGGCGAUCAAUUGAAGCACAUUAGAAGACACGUUCAGACCAAGUACUUUUACGCGGUGAUAACUUUAUUCCCUCUCACCGAAAAAAUGUUAUCGUUUUUCCGAGUUUGAUUGAGCGUAAAGUCCCUCGCAAUCAAUUCUUUAUUGAAAGGGAAUCGUCGUUUCAAGGACAAUGGCCGAGAAAUAAAGAACCCAAAAAAUCAACCUGUCGGUACUGGCAAACUAUAGCCUGUCAUGAAGCAGGAAUUUAGGUAGCGCGAGAAAACAGCCGACAUUCAUCGGCGCCACCACUGCUUUCCCCGCGAAAGGACGACUGAAAAACGAGCGCAGAAUUUUCACACUGAUGACGUAUUAUUAUACCCAGAUCUUGGUGGUGUUUUUGACUAGUUGAAGCCAAUUUCCCACGCAGCACGACGAACACACGAGGGACCUAAAGCAAAAUCUCGUCUGUGCAUGCCCUCAUUAUAAAUGCACCGCUAGAAUUGAAAACUACGGGAAAUUUCCUUUCUUGUGAUGUAUAAUUUGCCUUUGUUGGAGAGGAGUUUGGCUCCAUAAAUGGAAUUUUAAAGUAGCUACUUAUAGUUCUUACCCAUUUUCGUGUGUCUGCUCGGCAAAAUUAAAAAUUACAAGACCAUAAAUAAAGUUCAUUUUGUUUUUGCGUUGUGUUGUGGACACAUAUUUCAGUUUUAAUUUAAUUAACAAUGUCUAUGUCUUCCAUUUGUUUAGUACUUGAAAAAACAAUAGAGCGAUUACCACAUUUUACAUUCAAAAAUUCAAAGGAGCCUGAGGAACCCUAUUCUCUCCUUUUAAAACGAGUUUUGCUUAUCUCAGUCACUUUGAGUCAUUAAAAUUCUAAAGCCCAGGAUUCCGGAAUUGCACGGUUUGCGCAAUCCAGACUUUAUUAUUAUAAAUAAGACUUUAUCAUAAAUUUUCUAAAGAAUAUUUUUACAAGUGUCCUGGCACCUCAAAUAGCUGUAGCUAGUCUAGGCAGGCCAAGAAUGAUACGGAAAGAAAAGAACUGCAAUAAAAUUAAGGUAAAAAAAAAAGAAGUAGAAAGCAAGAGAAAUUCAUCAGUUUUAAAAUGAAUGCGGAGCAGUCAACUAAUUGCAAAAAUUAUAGUCUUAAGAAGAAAAACGUAUGAAAAAGAUGCAUCUAAAACUCUAAGGAGGAAAAGAAAACAAAACAUUAGCUCGCUGUUUUUAGAGGCAGUAUUACAAAAUAAGUAUCGCCAGUCAUCAGUAUAUCAAGCAAAGACGCACGAAUAUUAAAUCUGAAUUUGUGUUCUGAAAGUGCGCGCAACUUGGUCGGUAUCUCAUUCCAUAAUUUGGCACCAAGAUUCGAUUUUUUUCAUAUAAAAGUUUUGAGAUGUAGACGACCUAGUGCCGUAUGAAUGUACACGAGAAAGUGGAAGGAACAAUUCCUGAAUGUUUGUAGGUACUAAGUUGUUUCUCGAGUCAGACAUUGUUUCUGCUAGUAGCUGAUAAUAGAGAAAGUUAAUUGGUAAUAUUUUUGUAUUUAUAAAGAGAGAUAUGGCAUAAUCACGUGGUUUAGCAAAGUGAAUAAAGCAAAGAGCGCGUUUCUGAAGGACUAGAAGUUUGUUUAGUUGUGAUUUGCUUGCUUGACACCAUACAAUUACACCGUAUCGAAGAUAGGGUGUAUCAGAGAGUGAUAAAUGGAAAUAAGUGUGCUAAAGGCAAAAAAAUGUCGAAAUUUCGAUAACAGCCCAACAGUUCUACUGAUUUUUUAAACAAUUGUGUCAAUGUGGUUAUUUCAAGAAAGUAUACCAGAGUACCAUACAUGGAGCGAAUCAGCGUCUAAACAAUGCCUGAUUCAUAUAUAGCAAACUCUUUUUUUCCAUUUCGUGUUUUUGUUUUGGGGUUUGUGAUCCUGUUUUGCAUUUUGUUUUCGGUUUUUGGGUGAGUUUCUGUUUAAUAUUUUGGGAUAUACGUCUCUCAGGCCUGGUGGGUGAUUCUAUUUUGGGUUUGUUUGUGUUUCCUUUUGGGGAUAGUGUAUUUCUGUUUGGGAUCUUUAUUUCUCAGUCCAGAUUGACGUUGGGUUAUCAUUUUCCGUUUUGUCUAUGUGUGUUUCUGUGCGGGGUUAGCGGGUUAUGUUUUCGAGUCUUGUUUUUUGUUUUUUAUCCUUUCGGCCACCAUAUUUAUGUACUAUGAGGAAAACAUGUCAUUGAACUUUCUCGUAACACGACAUGCUCAGCCAAUCAUAUCGAUACCUGAAAUCACACCCUCUCUCCUUUAUCUCUAUAAUGUUUCUUGUGAGAAGAGGGCAUGUUGUAUAUAUUUGUCAGAUCUCGUGUAUUAAUGCCAUAAUACAAUAUUUUUUUUCGUAUUAGCUAAGAAACAAUACCUAUGAAAUACAAUGUCCCUUUUGCCUGAUGAUUUGGUUAAAUGUUCUUGUCACGGUUUUCUGAUGCUUGAAUUCGUAUGUGAACGAAACAUAACCGAUUCAGGUAGAAAACAUGUAACUUAAUUUCUUUAAUUUACGUUUUUUUCUUUUUUGUUUUUGUGGCAGAUAAUAAUGAAGAAAUGAAUAUCUUGUUUUAAAACUCUCAUAAGAUUUAUGAUCAAAGAAAGUGAUCAGUAGUGGUCACUGAGUAAGAGAUAAGUCAUUAGAUAUGAAUGUAUUAAAUUUUUUAGCACACAAGAACCCUCAAGCAAUUUACUGCUUUAAUAUUCAUCGUGUUUAAAUAAAGGAUAUUGAUUAAUUAAUAAAUUCAUUCAUUCAAGUCCUUAACGCAUGAAAAUCGUGCGUUCUGGGGGAAUCUUUGCUGACGUCUUUGUUUAAAUUUUGUUGCCGUAUCGUUAAAAUUUUAUAAAAAGGACUAAACAAGAAUCACCUUCCAAAACUGAAAAACAACUCAACACAAGCAACUGCCAAUAUUGAAUGACAAGAUUGAAUAAAUAAUCUGUGCAGUUUUUAGCUUUUUUCAUGCAAUACUUAAGGAAGUAUCAGCCAGCAAGGUACGCACAAUCUCUGGGUGUAAAAGAGUUUAUUCGACCAUCAGUCCAUUUGUAAAAUUUUGAUUUUUUAACAUCAUAUAUCAGAAAAGAAAAAAAAAAAGAACCGAAAUAUUCGGAGAGAGUGUAAUUCAGCUAUUUUUUCUCACUAAUAGUUUAUGAAAUGACACUUUUGUAACUUUAUUAGAAAACUAGAAGUGUGCGCAUUUACGUCACCAUCACACUCCAAUAGUAGCAUUGCGUUUGAGCACAGAGCAGGAAGUGUCGAUACUCGAUACUUAACGCCUAUUGGAGGAAAAUAGGCGAGGGGAAGAUCAGAUGAGAGACCUGGGAACGAAUUCAGGUAAAUAUUGCUGAAUUCAGAAACUGUUCACAUUUUUGUUUCAAACAGCUCGAAGGAGAUUUCCUAAAGAAUCAGGAAUUAAUCAAACUCUUCAGAAACAGAAAUUUCUUCCGCAAGGUAAGAUGACUAAAAACCGUGCUUGAAACAUCCUUGCUAAGAGGGAGAGCGGAAAGUUUGAGCGUACACCACCAAAACGAUCAAAAGCGAUCAUUAAAAAAAUCCAUAAUUUAAGGUUAAAGACUGAUGUGAAUGUCAUAGCAUCAAACAAAAAUUAAACGCACUCCAGGCUAUAAUGUGUAUUAGAAAAAUAGAAGACUUCACCUAGCUGAAUGUGAGUUGGAACAUUUUAGAAGACUUUUAAUAGGAAAAGAAAUACACAAACAACAACAAAAUUAACAGACAGACAAAUAUCAGAACACUAACUCGAGCCAGUAGCUUGGAGUAUCUUAUAAGCAAGGAAAAUGGGGAUAAUUGGAUUCAAAAUUCUGGAAAAGCUGUUUCUUUAAUGGCAGAUGUGUAAACCGUCUAUGUAAUUAAGCGAUCAAAUGGUUUGAACUCUAAUUUAUUUUAUUUUGAGGUUACUCUGCUCACUCAGACCGUGUCGUUACGCGACAAUUAAACUUUCUAGAUAACAAGAUUUUUCAGUGGUUUCCGUCUUGAUAUCUCUUAAUCAGUGAAUACUUUGUGUAAUAUCAAAUUUAUCUUGAGAACUGUGAGUAUUAAGCACCGAUAGGAACUAACUCUUUUGUAAACGUCACACCAAAAUUUUUAAUGGCAUUUCCUUAAUAUUAACGAAAUAUUGAUGAGGAUCACAGAACCAGAAAAAUGUAACAGUAGAUAGAAACAUGGUUUUCAGUUUUACUUUCACCUGAUUGCCAUAUAUCUAUUUUUAGAGGACUGAACACGCACAGACAAGCUUGAAGUAUUAUGGCGGUAAGUCAAAUUCAGUAGGCUCUCUGGUCGUUGCAUCCGUCGUAUAGCCCACAAAACCAUUUAAUUAUUUGCACUUUACUCUGCGUAUUUCCCUUUAGUUUUACUUUCUUUUCGGUCAUGAAUCUGUCAAAACGGGGUGUCAGUUGAAUGUUUUGUGUAAACGUUUGAGCAAUUAUCACCAAAAAGAUUAAACUUCAUGGCUAACUGAUCAACUUCCAAAUAAUCAAAAUCGUUUCAGCCAUAGUCGUGCGCGGUGUGACCAAACUGUUCUUUAAACAUGAUCUGAACAGUGUUUUAAAAGCACUGUGAAGUCCUGGAGUAAUCCCAACCGAUAUCACUAAUCCGUUGUUAGGCUCGACUGGUUUUUUUUUAGGGGGUAUACUUCCCCACUUAAAGCGUUUACUGGUUCGGCAUUAACAAAGACAUCGGAAAAAGGUUGGCACAGUUGUACUAUGUAAAGAUGAAAAGUUGUUAUGAUACAUGUUUUAUUGACAUCAGAGUUACCAUGGAAACGUGAUGACGCUACGUUAUUUACUUGCCUUUGUAUUUCUCGGUACCACGAGCUUUUUUUUUUCGAAAAUCGGUUAUUAGUGGCCUUGAUUAUGACAAAGUUUGAGCAAAUUCUAUGAGAGCGUUUUCGAAAUAUUUUAAACAAAGUUUUAAGGGUCAGAAAAACACUGAAUGAACAUGCUAUCGAUAUAAUUAGCUAAUAUCUAAGAAAACGAUGAGCUCUGAAACUGAUGCAGUUUCAUCGUAUAGUGGUUUGAUUUCAUCUGAAUCUUUGCACGAAAAAAGAGGGAGAUUGCGUCGGUCGAUUGCGAGAAAAAAGAAUUUGAUUAGACUACGUUCGGCUGCUUUCUUUACAUUUUUUGAGUGUAAUUUGGUCUAUGCCUACAAAUUUCUACUUGCGGUGAGAAAAUAUAUCUAACGCCCAUUUAGAGUUCUGUAAGCUUAUAUCAAAUCUGGUACUAGAUCAGAUCGUUGUCUCAAAUCUUGCAAACGUGCAUAAACUUGGCGCAUAAAUUAACUGUGCUCGCCUUCAUGAAAUAAGAUAUAUACAUUAUUAUAUAAACACCAAUGAAAUACCAAGUGAGCGUUCGCGCGAAAACUUGAUAUCUUCACAUGUGAAAAUGUCACCGUUUCUAUGGCUUCAUAAUAAUUCGCACCUUUCAGACCAAAAAACUGUUUAAGUAAAAUGGUUUGGUAUUUCAUUGGUUUUUAUAUAAUAAAUAGAACAUUACAUGGUCGCUUGAAGAUACGAAAUUUCUCUUCUGCUGUUGAAAAAAAUAUAUCACUUGAGACUUUCAAACCCUGACUUACGCAUCAAGCAAGCUAGGUGAAAAACGAAAACGAUGCCAUCCGAAAUCGGUUCCGACUUUGACAAGCGACGCAUUUCUCAAGCAAAAGCCCAAUAAACAAACCAGCCAUGAAUAUUAGAAGACUCUUGAUAGCAGCUGUAUUUCAUUUUGUACAUCCAGUGGAGAAAGACAGUUAAAAACAUCACAAGUUGACACAAAACUCUGUCAGCUUUAGCUGUCAAAGAUGCUGCAUAAGUUUUCUGCAUGAACUCACCUGUCAAAUUUUGAAAAAUCAGAGCACAAAAAUUGGACGUAGAGCGUGAUCAACGCGUGAAGAUGGUAAGAAAAGGUCUUCCCCGCCUGUAUUUUUAAACAAGUGGCUGAAUUUUUGCGUCCGAGGUCAGUUUGAAAUAAAAAAACGUAAUAGUGCGGGGCUAGCUAAUAGCUAAACGAUAAAACGGUGGCCAUGUAGGAGUUGAAACAUUUUCUUACGUUGACAAAUUCUUCUUCGGUAACGAUCCCGACAUUUUUUGACCAGCGUAAACCGGUACAUCCCACUAGGCGUGUGCAUCAGAUGACUCAUACACUGGUUUACAUGUAGGUGUUACUCUGCUACUCUGCAUAAGCCUCUUUGGCUUCUUCUUUGAAUCGCCAGUUUAAGUUCUCGCCUCGCCUUGCUUCUUAUACGUUAUGUAACGAGCCUCCAGUCUUCGUUGCUUUCAAUUUUGUCCGGUUUCUAUGUAAUUAACCAGCUCAGUGGAAGAGAUCUUCCCACAUUUCUAGCACUAUCAUCAUCAUCAUCAUAAUGUUCAUCAUCAUCAUCACUAAAAUUAUUAUUAUAAUUAUAAUUAUUAUUAUUAUUAUUAUCAAUACUGUUAUUAUUAUUAUUAUUAUUAUUUUCUCACAUUUUAGCUGAUUGACAAUUUGUUACGUGAAUUCGCAAAGGAAAAUUUUGGCGAUAAAGAGGGUCAUUAUCUCCCUGUUGUCCAUGGCCGAACUCAGGAUAUUAAGUUAUUUACUCUGGUGGUAAGGACAUCUAGGUACGUUCUGGAACGUCCGUUCAAACGAUAUACAUACACAGUUGUGGCUGGACUAGAACAUUACGUAGCAGAUGGCAAGAGGAAAGAAUAUGAAGCCUUGAAAAACAAAAAGGUUAAAAAAAAUAAUGAGAUAGCAUCAGUCGGGGAAAGUGAAGAUGGCAGCGGUGCUGCAAGGUAAAUUAACGUCACUGAAACAUUACCCUGUAACAUUUACUAGUUUUUGCCUAGUUACCGUUAUCUAUUUUCAUAAUUUACUUUAACCUGCAUCCAAGACACCCAAUCAUAACUAAGAUUAGUGAUCAUACUUGCAUAUAUUCAGUUGACCAUGGGCCUACGAUGAAGUUCUCCCAUGCUUGUGACCUUUGCACCCAAGACUCUUGUUACUCCUUAAUCCAAGAAAUUGGUAAUCAACAGAGCUCUUUUCACCCCUCCGUACCCAAGGGGGAUUAUCACCUCUCAAUCUCAACCUUGAGAGAUUAUCACUCCGAGAGAGGAUUACCACCUCUCGCUACCCUGGGGGAUUAUCACUCCCUAGAGAGGAUUAUCACCUCUCACGACCCCAAGGGAUUAUCACCUCUCACGACACUGAGGGAUUAUCACUCCGAGGAAGGAUUGUCAUCUCUCGCUAUCCGGGAGGAUCAUCACUCCGAGAGAGGAUUAGCACCCCCACUACCCUGAGGGAUUAUCACUCUGAGGGAGGAUUAUCACCUCUCUUUACCCUGGGGGAUUAUCACUCAGACAGAGGAUUAUCACCCCUUACUACCCUGGGGGAUUAUCACUCAGACUGAGGAUUAUCACCCCUCACUACCCCAGGGGAUUAUCACUCAGACAGAGGAUUAUCACCCCUCACUACCCUAGGGUAUUAUCACUCAGACAGAGGAUUAUCACCCAUCACUUUCCUGGGGGAUUAUCACUCAGACAAAGGAUUAUCACCCCUCACCACCCCGGGGGAUUAUCUCUCCGAAAGAGGAUUAUCACCUCUCAUCAACCCUAGGGGAUUAUUACUCCGAGAGAGGAUUACCACCCCACACUACCCUAGGGGAUUAUCACUCGGACAGAGGAUUAUCACCCCUCACUACCCUGGGGAAUUAUCACUCAGACAGAAGAUAAUCACUCCUCACUACCCUGGGGGAUUAUCACUCAGACAGAGGAUUAUCACCCCUCACUACCCUGGGGGACUAUCACUCAGACAGAGGAUUAUCACCCCUCACCACUCUGGAGGAUUAUCACUCAGACAGAGGAUUAUCACCCCUCACUACCCUGACGGAUUAUCACUCAGACAGAGGAUUAUCACCCCUCAGUACCCUGAGGGAUUAUCACUUAUUCAGAGGAUUAUAACCCCUAACUACCCUGAGGGAUUAUCACUCGGACAGAGGAUUAUAACGUCACACCACUCGGGGGGAUUAUCACUCCGAGAGGGGAUUACCACCUCUCACCACCCUAGGGGCUAUCACCUCCUGGAGAGGAUUAUCAACUCUCAUGAAGCUGAGGGAUUAUAACCCCCUAGAGGGAAUGUUUUGUGUUACGAAAGUCAUUCGAACUCAGACAGAGCAUUAUCACCCCUCACUACCCUGGGGGAUUAUCACUCAGAGAGAGGAUUAUCACCCCUCAGUACCCUGAGGGAUUAUCACUUAUUCAGAGGAUUAUAACCCCUUACUACCCUGAAGGAUUAUCGCUCGGACAGAGGAUUAUAACGUCACACCACUUUGGGGGAUUAUCACGCCGAGAAAGGAUUAUCACCUCUCACCACCCUAGAGGCUAUCACCUCCUGGAGAGGAUUAUCAACUCUCAUGAACCUGAGGAAUUAUAACCCCCUAGAGGGAAUGUUUUGUGUUACGAAAGUCAUUCUAACUCUUAAUUCCGUUAAGAAAUACUGCAGAAUGUAAUCAGUUGUAAAAAGUCCCCUCUCUUAAUUAUCAUCAAUGUAUUCAUUUUUCUAUUAAUGCAAAUUUACCCAGUAGUACAGUACUAACAUUCUGUCCUGUAUGUAACAUGCACGCAGACUAAAUUUUUCCUGAUACGAAUUUUUUUUGCUUUUUGAUUCAGCUAUUGUGAAGCUGGAGCCCAAGCUGGUAAUAUUGCCAAUAUUAAGAUCAAGAUAAAUGAAGAUCUGGGAUCCCUAGAGCUAGGGGGAAUUGACGAGGAAUACAUACUUGACCCAGACUUACGUGAAGUGUUGGCCAAAACAGAACUAGAUAUCAAUAAAACAGAAGUGUUUGAAGACCAACAACUGCGUUUGAUAACCUCAGUGAUGUACAGUCAGCGAUUUGUAGUUAAAGGCAACAGGAAAAUCGAGGUAUUUUAGCCGUUGAAAACUAUCUUGUUUUUCUUAUUUUUCUUCCUCUUCUUCGUACUAUUAUUAUUAUUAUCGGUUUUAUUAUUAUUAUUAUUAUUAUUAUUAUUAUCAUUAUUGUUAUAUAGUGAUAAAUUACACGGUAGAGAAUGAAAGGGAGAUAGAUACAUGUAAUUAACACUCUUGUUGUCAUCCCCAUUUUAUCAAGCAGCGAGCUUAAUCCCUGUGACGCUGUGGGUAUAAGUUACUUGUGAAUAGCUGUUUUGUUUUUUCAUAAAACUUUACUGAAUCUCACUGUCUUGCUUCUGAGCUUGUUGUUUUCCAGAUUAGGACCAUGAUUACAAAACCGGGUUAACCCCCCUUUUUUCGAAACACGGAAAGGAGAUUAAGCGCAAGAAUGGACCCUGUGUUAUGAUUACAUGCAACCAAUUUGGCCAGUUUAGCUGAUAUGCCGGUACCGGGGCGGCGUAAAACCGGGAUAAAAGUCGGCUUCACAAAAGCAAGCCAGUCCGACUGAUGUAAUCAGGCUCUAUACGCCAGGCCCAUUAAGGGGGUACUCCGGAUUUCAAUUGACGGGGAUGAUUGAAGAGGGACAAAAAUCAAACCCCCAAAAUAUCCGUAGACGUUCCAACAAACCCCCAAAAGUUCCCUGGACCAAAAAUUAAUCCCCCCAAACAAUCUCAGGGCUAAAAGCGAAGCUCCCGUUCAUAAAUUUAGAAUUUAAAUCAAACAAUUAACCUGUAAUCCACAAAUCAGUUAGCGUUAGGGCACAUUCAUGUGAAUUUUGAGGGAAAGACUAAUUUACGAAAAGGAAAGACUAAUUUAAUUAGUUUUUAAUUUACGUGAAUGAUCUUCCGGACUGUCACCUGGCAAGCGAUAUUAUUCUUUAUGCAGACGAUACUGUACUCUAUUACUCAUCCAAAAGCGUCAGUUAUCUUGAACAUCACAUCAAUGCUGACUUGGGGACAGUGUCUGAGUGGUUCUCUAGAAAUCUUCUGACACUAAAUAUAUCCAAAUGUAAUUUUGUUAUCUUUGGAAGUCCUCAGAAACUGAAUCGUAUUCAAGGCAUUUCGGUUAAAGUAGAGGGCACUAGCAUUGAAAGAACACAAUCAUUCAAAUACCUAGGCGUAACGCUUCAACAGUCUAUGUCCUGGGCAGGUCACGUCGAUGCUAUCAGCAUGAAGAUUAAUCAGAGAAUAGGCCUAAUUAGGAGAAUCAGGAAUCUAUUGCCGCUACAAGCUAGAGUUGCCUUGUACAAUGCCCUAAUCCUCCCUCUUUUUGAUUACGGAGACGUUAUAUGGGGGGACAAGAACAAUGACACCAUCAUGUCAGAAUUACAGAUUCUACAGAGUAAAGCUGCUAAAGUUAUGCUGGGGCAACCACCCCGAAGCUCGUCAACUGAAGCACUGAAAAGUCUAGAUUUGAAGUCACUGUCCACAAGAAGGUUUUUUCAUCGCUGCUUUGCAAUCCACAAGUGUCAUAUUGGAGAAACCGAUUUCAGCUUUAAUUUUACUAAAAGUCAAGCUGUUCAUUCAUAUAAUACAAGACGCUCUAAUGAUAUUCGCUUACCCCUACCCAGAACAAACUGGGGUAAACAAACUUUUAUUUUUCACGCCGCGAAAGACUGGAACAGCCUUCCAAAUGAUUUAAAAGAGUGUAAUAUUUUAUCUAUUUUUAAAUCCAAGUUAAAAACUGUUUUGAAAGAUCUCAGCUAAUUUUAAACCUUGAUGUUUUUUUGUAUAAUCGAUUUUAAGAUUUUAAAUUUUUAAAUUUGUUUUACUUGUAAACAUAUUUUACUUUUUUCGUAAUUAUUAAUUAAUUAGUUAGAUUAAUGCAUGAGGGCCCCACUGAAAACCGCCUUGGCGAGUUGGGCUCCCUCUAUAAAUAUUAUUAUUAUUAUUAUUAUUAUUAUUAUUAUUAUUAUUAUUAGGUGAUUUUAAAGAAAAAGAAUUUGCAAACAGUUCAAGAGUUAAACAAAUUUUACAUCGAGUUAAUAGCCUUUAUGUACACCCGAAACAUAGCAAUCAUCUUCGAUCAAAGUAGAUUAGGCCUGGAAAAAAAAUUCUUCCUAAACAAGAUAACCCAAUCACCCACCUACGACCACCUUUAUUUGUGAUAAUAAGGUUAGUUGGAAAUCCCCGAAAUAUAUGAUAUAUAAUGGUCCUCGGUGGCAGUCAAUUUACACGUUGCAGUACUGUUUCUAGGUUGCUUUCCUUUCCCUAAAAGCGAGGCCAAAAUAAAAAUCAGGCCGGAUUUUUUGCGUUCGGUAAGCGAAUUAUUUCGAAUGAAAGAUGAACAUUUCAGCUUUAAGAUGAAAGUUUUGGCGAGUUUACAGCUGGUGAAACAGUUGCAGAAGGCGCCCGUUCUGUUCAGGUGAGUUAACUUUUCAUGGCUCACGCUGGGCCAGGACACAUGCAAACAGCUGCAAUCGAGGAACUACUUUUGCACUUUUUAUUCGUUUGAGCUCAAACUUUGCAGGAUGGUAGAACUCUGGUAGAACUUUUUUUUUUUUUUGGAAAAGCUCAAUUGCUUUAGGAGAUAUAGCAUCUUGAAAUGUCCUUAUGUUUCUAAAAAUAGUAACAAAAUGGCGGGAAAUUCAAAAAUCAAAGCUUAAUAACUCUUUAACCAAUUGAGUUUUUCAAAAAAAAUUUUCACAUUUGUUUCUAUCACGUCACGUUCUUUCAAAAUUAUUUAUUCGUUUUGCCAUAUCUUAAAAAUUUUAAUUUUGCUAUCAAUCUUGUGACGUCAUUUUCCCGCCAAACACAGUUACAAUCCAUCCUGCAAAGUUUGAGCUCAAACCAAUAAAAAAUGCAAAACUAGUUUCUAGCUUGCAGCUUUUUGCAUGUGUCCUGGCCCAGCAUGGCUAAUAUUAAUACGCGGUUUACAUCGCAGUAAAAAUAAGAGUUGGUAAUAAUCAAAGAAACUUUCUUAUAUUUAAAGUGAAAAUACUUAAGGAAGUCAGAUUGUCAGAAAAUUUAUCAAUUCUUCUUGAAAUUCGAUUUUUUUGGAAUAACGGAGGCCGGAAACAUUCACUAAGUAUAGAUGUCAGGUGCCCAAUAUCAGGCCAGUUUUUUCGUUGCUGUGCAAAGUCGAUAAAAUAGCUGCGUACAUUAUCCGGAUAGCUCUAUUUCAUAUCUAUAACUACAAUUAAAGCGUAGGAUAUAUGAUAUAAUCUGUAUAAUGCAGUUCUACUCAACUCCUUAUGGAAAUUUUCUUCACUCAUUCAGAGACGACUUGAUUUCGUGUGCACGGCUUGUUUCGCGUGACUGCAUUUUCUAUAUAUAACCGGAAGCGUCGGAGUUGAACCGGGAAUUCUCAUACUUUCCCCAGUUGUUACUGCUAGAAUUGGAUUGCAACGGUUUGAAAAAUUUCUCAAAGAGAUUGAAAGAUGUGAAAGAAGGAGGAAUUAGUGCCAGAAAAGCAGGCCUAAUGUGGGGACUGAGCAUAAAGAAAUCAACACUACAGGCCAGACUAAACAGGAGAGUGACCUUUGACCGUUGGACUGACGGCCAUUCGCCAGUUUGCUUGUUUGUUUUAUUUUUAAGCAAAAAAUGAAGGAAAAACAGGUCGCAAAGCUUGGAAACCGUAGCUUUGGCUUGUCCAGGGAUGAAUUCCUUAAAUCAGUGAAAAAAUUCCUAGUCAAGAAAGUAAGAACUAUACCAUUUAACAGUCGCUCGCGUCCCCCCCCCCCCCUCUCAAUACCCCAGUCUUUUGUUAUCAAUGGUUUAUUUCACGAUGCUAGGUCCAGAUCGAUUGAUAUUUUUGGAAUCGAUGGCCAAUCACUUUUUCGCAAGUGCAAGAGAAGCUUAUAAGUCGCUUGCCUGUCGAAAUUUAGGUAUAAUUAUGUUGUUAUUGUUGUGGCGGGAUACUGGGCCAGCUGGCCGGAUACUAGGCAACAUAGGAGCUCUGCAAACAUAUUAAUUUCGCGAUGGAAACGAAGGCCAAAAAAAAUAAACUGUCUUUCUUCGUAUUAAGGACUAAACAGAUUUUCUCUGGGCCAAAUUUCAAAGCUCUUGCAACUAAGAAAGGAAAAUUAUUGCAAUGUUACACUGAAGUGGCCGGAUCCUGGGCAACAUACAUGCUCCAAACGGCGCAGCGAUUAAAAUUGCGACAGAGACUACUAACAAUCAAUAAAAGAAAUAUAAUAAGGUGAAAAAUUUAAAGAGUGAGACAACGUCAACAAUUUUCAUUCACGAAGAAAAGUACUGAGCAGCUGAGAGUAAAGUGUCUCUGAAAAUCCUGAGUUUUUAAGCAUAUAUUACAGCUUAUAAUUAAUACCUUGCAGAUUUAAUAUAAGCUUAUGUCUUAACCCGGCUUCCCGGUAUAUGCUAUUUUUAAAGAAAAUUAGAACUUAAUUCUUCGUAACGCUUUCUUUCUAUUUGCAGUCAGAAGAUGUCUAGAGGCUAUUUUAAAAUUCUGUAAGCUUAUAUCAAACCUGAUCAAAUCUUACAAACGUACAUAAAAGUGAAUAAACUAGCGGCAUAAACUGCGCUCGACUUGAGAAAUAAUAAUAAUAAAAAAAACAUCAAAUACAAUAAUUAUUCAGGGUUAUCAGGUCGAGAUGCAGGUUCUGAAAGCCAUCAAAUAAGGCCAGAAUCGCUUGAGACUUUGAACUCCGUCUUACGCAUCAAGCAAGGUGAAGUGAGUAUUAAGCUCAUUUUUGAAAAAGAUGCUUUCCGAGAUGGGAUUUCCGACAAGCGGCGCAUUUCUUAACCAAAAUCCUAUAAGCAAACCAGCCAAACAAAAUAUUCUUGGUAGCAGCUGUAUUUCAUUUUGUACAUCAAGUGGAAAAAGACAGUUAAAGCCACCACAAGAUGACACAACACUCUGUCAGCUUCAGCUAUCGAAAAACAAGUUUCCAGAUGCUGCAUAAAUUUUCCGCAUGAACUCACGUGUCAUAUUUUGACUAAUCAGAGCAUACUAUAUUUAGAGUGUUUUCACUCACGUGGCCAGCAUCUAUGUUUGCAUAAAAAAGGAACUCAACUCCCACAGGACUGCUUUGGGACACCAACGUGGCCACCGUUUCAUUGUUUUGGGACACCAAUAUGGCCAUCGUAACGUCAUGUGAAAACACUCUAUAGAUUUAGCCAGGGCUAAAAGAAAAGCUCUCGUUAGUCUAAUAUCUAUAGUUUACUCAAAUAAAAUAUAAAAUCGUGUAAUGCUAAGCGGCGACGGCAACGAAAACAGCCAAAAAGAAUCAGUAGGUCUAAUUAGUAAAAAAAGGAACUUUGCUCGUGCAGCACACUUUUUGGACAUUUCUUUGCCGUUUUUUGGCACGACUACAACGAGAAACUUCCGAGGAUGCCUAUAUACCGAGUCCUAACUCGACUCAGAACUCGACAGUUUUUCGCUUUCCCGCCAUUUUCACGCCCUGCAAUUUCCACGACCAUUAACAGGAAGGUUUUCGCGGCAAUCAUGGAAGCUAGGAAAGCUCGAGUUAGGGUUUGGUUAGGGUUAGGGUUAGGGUAAGGGUUAGGUUAGGGUGAGGGCUAGGGUUUCCUCAAUUAUGAUCGUGGAGAUCGUCCCGACCGUCCCAGUAGUCUCAAGUAAUAGGGAACUUAAGAUCCGACGACGGCGACGCCGACGGGAUCGUCAAAAAAAGCAAUAGGUUAAGAUUAGCAAAACAAUAACUUGGCACGUGCAUCACGCUUUUUUUGUACAUUUCUUUGCCUUCAUUGCAUGACUAGGACUUGAAAAUGCCUAAUUUUGCGUUUUCUGGAUUUGCGUAAACAAGCUGCUACGAAAUUUUCGUUCCCAUUCUGAACUUGGAUAUGGUUUUUAGGAAUUCAACUCCAGGAGAGUUUGCCUACAUUUGAGAACGUAAGUGAGUUGGAACUGUCGCAACGAAGAUUGAAUGAACAUGAAUUUAAUUUUUAAGAGAUGUUUUCGCUGCUGUCGCCGUCCUUAAUGUUUAGACGAUUGAAAAGAUCAUAUGGAAACGCUAACCGGACGAUCGCAAACGACUUGGACGACUGAAACAACCUCGAUCGCUUGGAUAGAGUUGAGUUCUAUAUGGUCGACGAUUAGGGCGAUCAUGUAAAUUUUGUAGCGGUCAUAUGGAAAAGCUCUCAGACAGCUGAGACGAUUGGGACGAUCCAAGGCUAUUCCAGAAAUCCUCAGUUUUAUUCUAGUCAUCGAGAAUAAAUUCGGCCUUAACGGCGCUGAAGUCGAAAAAAAAUAAUACAAAAACGUUCGCACCACGUAUGGGCGCUAUUUGAAAUUAGCUAAAGUCAGUAAUAUCAAGUUCUAGAAGUGAUACUACAGUCGUGGAACUCUUCUAGCAGCUCGACGCCGUAAAAUCGAGAGAAAAAGCAGAUAGCGAGGCACGAAGUUCGCUCUCCGAUUAAAAUCCAUGAUUAUGUUUGGCUUGUUUGCGAAACACGCGCAAAAAUUCUAUUGUCUCACCCAAAGACAUAGCUGAGGCCCCGGCGUGUCUUGUCUUUAAGGCGAUCGAGGCGAUCAUAUGGAGCUGCCAAUCGUCCCAGUUGUCCUGAUCGCCUCGAAAUUUUUUGAAACGACUGGGGCGAUCAAGAAGAUCCGGACGAUCAUAUCGAAACCAGGUUUUAGAGUAAGGUUAGGAUAAGGGUAAGGAGAUUACGAGUCAGGUUCGGGUUGAUGUUAGUUUAUCUAGAAAGUUCCAGAAACUUCCUAGUUACACGUUUUAUGUGUUCCUGUUCAUUUUUUCUUUCGCUGCCGCUCAUUUUCACCUUGAUGGCCGCUAGCAUUUUUCCUUUUUCUCACCGCCGCUAUAAAUUUUUGAUGUUUUUCUUCCACAGAAAUUGGUCUCCUUUGUUUUUUACUCUCGCUCUAGCUCUUUCUCUAUUAUCCAUGUCAAUGUAGACAAUAAAAUUUAGUCGACAGAAAGAAUCGGCUUUGGUGUUGUUGUUUUUAUCGCUAAAAGUCCGAAAAGCUAUGCGAUUUACCGCCGAAACGUGUCGAAACGUACGGGUGCUCGAAAAGCAAAAUUCAAUCCCGGCUUACAUGAAGGGGUGGACCUUCGUAGGGAAGUACACCUCACGGACGAUUUUCUCAGAACCAAAAUUUCUUGGAUGCAUAGAUUGCCACAUUUUCUUACCCAUGGUGCUCCUCUACGCGCCCUUCGCGCACGCGAGAGCUCUGCUGUUAAAACAGCCUCAAAACAGGUUUGGUUGUGAUUCGCAGAGCCACGAGGCGGGGAUACGCAGGCACUACCACGAAUCUUCAGAUUGUAUUGAAUACCCAAAAAAAUCUCUUUUAAAUCAAGCCACCCCAAAAAAUACUUGCCAAAGUUUCCUACCCAAAAAAAUCCUGGAAGAGAAGAUUUCUAUUAUCCCCGUCACUUGAGAUCCCCAGUACGCCCCCUUUCCCCCUGGCCAGGCUUUCUUAAAAUCUCGCUAUUGCGUGGGCAAAAAUACUCUAUUCAAUGACUUGUUUGUAUCAAUUUUAAAGGUGGAAGCAGAUGCAGGAAUCAAUAUCCCCUUGCAUUUCCUCUCUCAGAUGAAAGGAAAAUACAUAAAGGUGACUAUCCCUCCAAAUAUAGCAACAAGGGCGAAUACACGUGGUCCAAUCCUGUUUCAGUGUUGCCGUGUCGUCUUGAACAAGGACAAAAAUCGAUUGGAACUCCCCAAGGGAGAGGUUGUUGGUAGACCUGUAAACAGAUGUAAAGAAGACGAGGAGGAGGAGAGCAAAAACACCGCAGUCAGCUUGGUGGAUGACAUGGACAGUUAUUUGAUAGGUAAGAUC
Molecule: messenger RNA, 23165 nt
Organism: Porites lobata
Lineage: Eukaryota; Metazoa; Cnidaria; Anthozoa; Scleractinia; Poritidae
Source: the annotation of a GenBank genome assembly